UCCGAUCUCCCUCCACUGCAGCCAUGAAAGCUUUGUCCUUGUGUCUCCUCGUGGUGGUCGUUGGGUCGUGCGCGGGCCAGAGUAUCCAGCAGCUGCUCGACAGCAUCGGCAUCAACAACCCCACAGCCGUAGAGGAAAUCAGAAGCAUCUUAUCUAAAAAUAACCAACACAAUGUAGUAUCCUGCCUGAUCAAUGGCGUGGCUGUCGACGCUUCACGACCGUGCGAUGCAAGGACAGACGCCUUCAGGAGCCUGUUGACGCAACUUGACAGAAGCAAUUACAACUGCAACUGCCCGGAGCAAACCCAGGUCGAUGCCUUCGCCAAUCUCAUCAGACGUGUCCUUAGUAAAGCAAACUGCAAUACCGUGAAGAUCGCGUUGGAAUUGCAAAACUUACGUUGUUAAAGGUGAACAGUCCAGUUGGUGUGGAAAUAAGAUGAAGAGAUUUUUUUUCGUCUUCUUCUUUUUGUAGAAUGAUGCGAUAGCGUAAGAAUUAAGAGAGGAUUCCCUGCGUGAUGUGGACCUAAUAUAAAUCACUCAGUGUUUUGUUUAUCAUGAAUUAAAGGAAUACACAUCACGAGGUACGAAAUUUGAAUGAAAAUGCAUAACUUUCUCUAGAACAACAAAUUAUAAUGAAUAUUCAUUAAUAAAGGUUUGUAAUAUAUAA
Molecule: messenger RNA, 666 nt
Organism: Penaeus monodon (black tiger shrimp)
Lineage: Eukaryota; Metazoa; Arthropoda; Malacostraca; Decapoda; Penaeidae
Exons: 4
Coding region: 24-404 (126 amino acids)
Source: RefSeq, a predicted model, not a curated record